AUGUUGUCUGGACGAUAUAUUCAGACUGAAGAACUGAUCCUCCAGCGUUCUUCUCAACUCCUUGGUUCGUCUCAGAAGCCACAGAAGAUAGCCAUCAUCGACAUGAAGCUGUCAGCAUUUGAAAGCCGAACAUGGAGGCGCUCGAGCUGUCUUGCCCUCCUGGUUGCUCGUACUGCCACCUGCUUGCCGUCAUCGAGGAGCUCAACCGCCGUUGAUCUGACCAUCCCAGCUUCUGCGCAAGGUGCUUCAUAUGGACAGUCCACCUCAUUCGCAUCAUUCUCCUUCGAGCCGGCAUUUUGGGUCGAGUUCUUCGGCAAUGCAAGCGCUCCGAACAAGCUCACUUUCGAACUGCUCUCACGAAUUACCGAGAGAGGUGGAAGGCCCAUCAUCCGACCAGGAGGCAUCACAAUGGACAGUAUGAUAUUUGACCCUUCGGCUGGCGACCCAGUCCGAACCACCAGCCCCAGUGGUGGCGUUUACCGAACCACUGUCGGGCCCAAUUACUAUCACAGCUGGAACAACUUCCCAAACGGCACCAAGUUUGUCUCGACGCUUAACUUUGGCAAUGAUAGCCUCGACAUCGCUCGUGAUAUGGCGGUCGCUUCGGUCAUGUAUCAGGAGGACAAGAUCGAAUAUUUCGAACUCGGCAACGAGCCCACGAAUUACCCGAGCACACGAUGGGACAACAGCACAGCAGCAUACGUGCAGCAAUGGAAGCAGUGGACAGGUCAGAUCGAUGCAGCAGUCAACCAGACAUUGGGAGCCAAUGCAAGCCACUUUGGAAGAGAGCGAUGGUGGGCAUCGUCUGCCACGACAGACAAAUCUGGGUUGAAUGUACGACCCGCCGACAUCAUUCCAGCUGGAGUCGACGCUGCGGAUCAAGUCGCCGAGUACUCGAUUCACUCCUACGCCUUCUCGACGUGUGAUCCUGCUCGUGCGGCACUAGCCACGACUCCCAACAUCCUCAACCAUACCGAGCUGACCAGGUACGCCGACGAAGAGAUCUAUCCAUCCGCAAAAGCCGCGCUAGAUUCCGGAAAACCAUGGGUCAUUGGAGAGUUCAACUCGAUUUCAUGCUCGGGCCAACCCAAUGUCACCGACACAUUCGCGCAAGCGCUGUGGACGGUCGAUGUCGAGUUGAUUUAUGCCGUCCGAAAUGCGUCGUCGGUACACCUCCAUCAAGGCGCCACCUUGGUGUUCCAGAGCAGCAAUCAGGUCAAUAGCGCCGGCAACGACGGGUCGCCAGGCUACUCGACAUAUGACAUGCUUUACCCCCGUGACAGCAGUAAGCGUGGCAAAGCACGCGCCUUGCCUAGUUUCGUCAGUCAAUUGUUCAUGGCCGAAGCCUUCCACACGUCGCAAUCAGGGGCUGGCGUACGAGUGAAGGCUCUGAAAGCUCCGGCAGGUGUAAAUCAGGAAAGCUUUUCAGCCUACGCCUUCUAUGUUAAAGGCCGAUUGAGCAAGGUGGCUCUCUUGAACAUGAAGCCGUUCUACGCCAACUCGACUGGUGACUACACAGUUGACCUGAAACUGGGUGUCAGUGGUCAAGCAUGGGUCAAGAGAAUGACAGCACCGCAUGUUAAUGAGGUGAGUACUCAGAACGUGACCUGGGCAGGUCAGUCGUUUCAAGACGGAAAGGCUGUCGGCAAACUGCACAUUGAGCAUGUUGGGAAGGACGGGGCUAUCAGCGUCAGAGGGAGUGAGGCGGUACUGAUUUUCUUCGACAAGGAUGAUGUUUACGGCUUGUAA
Molecule: messenger RNA, 1749 nt
Organism: Exophiala xenobiotica
Lineage: Eukaryota; Fungi; Ascomycota; Eurotiomycetes; Chaetothyriales; Herpotrichiellaceae
Exons: 1
Coding region: 1-1749 (582 amino acids)
Source: RefSeq, a predicted model, not a curated record